AUGUCCCAGCAGCAGACGGUGACGGUGGAGGUGCUGGACCACUUGGAACACCUGGCCUUGGUCGACUUCCGCGAUGCGGAGGGUGUGGAGCGGCUGCAGAAAGCAAUCCGGUUUGCUGAUCAGCUUCGUGAAGUGAACACUGAUGGUGUAGAACCUAUGGAUUCCGUCCUGGAGGACAGGUGUCUGUAUCUCAGGGAAGAUGAUGUGACAGAAGGCAACUGCACGAACGAGCUGCUGAAAAAUGCGAGAGAGAAAGUAGAGGAAUAUUUUGUAGCCCCACCAGGUAACAUCCCUCUACCAAAGCUAGAAGAACGAGAUACUUUUCUGCAGGGCUCUUAG
Molecule: messenger RNA, 339 nt
Organism: Charadrius vociferus (killdeer)
Lineage: Eukaryota; Metazoa; Chordata; Aves; Charadriiformes; Charadriidae
Gene: GATC
Product: glutamyl-tRNA(Gln) amidotransferase, subunit C
Exons: 4
Coding region: 1-339 (112 amino acids)
Biological process (GO): mitochondrial translation; glutaminyl-tRNAGln biosynthesis via transamidation; regulation of translational fidelity
Cellular component (GO): glutamyl-tRNA(Gln) amidotransferase complex; mitochondrion
Molecular function (GO): glutaminyl-tRNA synthase (glutamine-hydrolyzing) activity
Source: RefSeq, a predicted model, not a curated record